AUAAUACGCGCUAGCUGUUUUUAUCCUACGGGCAAGUAUUUCCGAUCAAGUUCUCGCUGGCAAUCUUCUCCGUGGCAUUUUCCGGUGGUCUCUUACCUGGCAGUGGCAGGCAUUUUCAACUCUUUCUCUCUCCUCUGUCCCCUCCUCCUCCCUCCCUGAAUCUCUUUACAUUCUCUUCCCUUCUUCGCCUUCUUCAUCUUCACCUCCUCAAUUCUCUGGUUCCCUGCUCGGCGUAGUUCCCUCCAUGGCUACUUCCAGCUCCGGGAAUUCAGUUCCCGCGUCAGAGGCCGUGCAGGUCCUUGUCUCCGCGCUUGCCGAUGAGUCCCUCUCCGUUCGCGUGGCCUCCAUGGCCUCUCUCAAGGACAUCGCUGCUCUGAAUCCUCCUCUAGUUCUCGACUGCUGCUAUGCUGUCUCUCGUGGUGGUCGUCGGCGGUUCGGGAAUAUGGCGGGAAUAUUCCAGGUCAUGUCAGUGGGAGUCCAAGCUCUGGAAGCAGGCGAAGUCGAUUCCGUUUUCAUGUCAAAGCUUGCUAAGCUUGCCACUACUGAGAUGAUCUCCUCUAAGGAAUUAAAUGCAGACUGGCAAAGGGCUGCUUCAGGGUUACUUGUUUCCAUAGGUUCCCACUUGCCUGACCUGAUGAUGGAAGAAGUUUUUGUUCAUUUUUCGGGGCCAAGUUCAGCUCUCCCUGCAAUGGUCCAAAUCCUGGCAGAUUAUGCCUCUGCAGAUGCGUUGCAGUUCACUCCAAGGCUUAAAGGCGUGCUCUCCCGAGUUUUACCCAUCCUUGGGAAUGUUCGAGAUCCCCAACGACCAAUUUUCGCAAAUGCGUUCAAAUGUUGGUGUCAGGCUGUUCGGCAAUAUAUUCUGGAAUUUCCUUCUAAAUCAUCUUUUGAUGGCGAUGUAAUGUCAUUCCUGAAUUCUGCUUUUGAGCUUUUGUUAAGGGUGUGGGCGACUUCUCGAGAUCUGAAGGUUCAUACAUCUUCUGUUGAAGCAUUAGGGCAGAUGGUUGGCCUUAUCUCCCGGACCCAAUUGAAGGCAGCUUUGCCAAAACUUGUGCCAACAAUUUUGGAGUUGUAUAAGAGAGAGAAGGAAAUAGCUUAUUUGGCCACGUGCAGUCUUUACAAUGUCUUGUAUUCCUCCCUCAUGUCUGAAAGUGGUCCUCCUAUGCUUGAUUUUGAGGAUCUUACUGUCAUACUAUCAACACUUCUUCCAGUUGUCUGUGUAAAUAAUGAGAGUAAAGACCGCUCUGAUUUCUCAAUGGGAUUGAAGACCUAUAAUGAAGUUCAACGUUGCUUUUUGGCUGUCGGAAUUGUAUAUCCAGAAGACUUAUUUGUAUUUCUUAUGAAUAAGUGCAGGCUGAAGGAAGAACCUUUGACUUUUGGGGCACUUUGUGUGUUAAAGCAUCUCUUGCCCAGGUUGUCUGAAGCCUGGCACAGCAAAAGACCAUCGCUUGUAGAAGCUGCAAAGUUGUUGCUGGAUGAGCAAAACUUAGGUGUCCGAAAGGCAUUAUCAGAGUUAAUUGUAGUUAUGGCUUCACACUGUUACUUGGUUGGUCCAUCUGGGGAAUUGUUUGUCGAGUAUCUCGUCCGUCAUUGUGCCGUAUCAGAUUUGGAGAGAGAUGAUGCUGAAAGCUUUAAUCAACACAGGAGAACUGAGGUGAAAAUUGGUUCAGUUUCUCCUUCUGAGUUGAGGACAAUCUGCGAAAAAGGUCUUCUUUUGAUUACCAUCACAAUUCCUGAGAUGGAGCAUAUUCUUUGGCCGUUUCUUUUGAAGAUGAUAAUUCCACGGAUAUAUACAGGUGCUGUUGCCACGGUUUGCAGAUGUAUAUCUGAACUUUGCCGGCAUAGAUCAUCAUAUACUAAUUCUAUGCUAAGUGAAUGUACUGCCCGUGCUGAUAUUCCAAAACCUGAGGAGAUUUUUGCUCGGUUGGUGGUUCUUUUGCACAAUCCUUUAGCAAGGGAGCAGCUGGCCUCGCAGAUUUUAGCGGUUCUCUACAAUUUGGCUCCCCUUUUCCCAAAGAACAUCAAUCUGUUUUGGCAAGAUGAGAUUCCAAAAAUGAAGGCUUACAUUAGUGAUCCGGAAGACCUGAAGCAGGAUCUGUCAUAUCAAGAGGCAUGGGAUGAUAUGAUUAUCAAUUUUCUUGCAGAAUCUUUGGAUGUAAUUCAGGAUAUUGAUUGGGUGAUUUCCCUUGGAAAUGCUUUUACCAGACAAUAUGAAUUGUAUACAUCUGACGAUGAACAUUCUGCAUUACUUCAUCGGUGCCUCGGGAUGCUGCUUCAGAAAGUGAACGAUAGAGCAUUUGUUCGUGAGAGGAUUGGUUGGAUGUAUAAACAAGCGAAUAUUGCAAAUCCAACUAAUAGGCUUGGUUUGGCCAAAGCAAUGGGAUUGGUGGCUGCAUCUCACUUGGAUACCGUCCUGGAAAAGUUAAAAGAUAUUCUGGACAAUGUUGGACAAAGUAUAAUCGAAAGGUUCCUCUCUCUUUUCUCAGAUAGUUUUAGAUCUGUUGAGUCUGACGAUAUACAUGCUGCUUUGGCGUUGAUGUAUGGUUAUGCUGCAAGAUAUGCUCCUUCAACGGUUAUUGAAGCCAGAAUAGAUGCACUAGUUGGUACUAACAUGCUCUCACGGCUGCUUCAUGUGCGACAUCCCACUGCAAAGCAGGCUGUUAUCACUGCUAUUGACUUACUUGGUCGUGCUGUCAUAAAUGCUGCUGAAAGCGGCGCAUCAUUCCCACUGAAGAGAAGGGACCAAUUACUGGAUUAUAUAUUAACUCUGAUGGGUAGAGAUGAAAAUGAUGACUGGAGUGAAUCUAGUCUUGAACUAUUGCAUACUCAGUCCCUUGCUCUAAGUGCUUGCACUACUUUGGUCUCUGUGGAGCCAAAGCUAACCAUUGAAACCAGGAAUCAUGUCCUGAAGGCCACCUUAGGAUUUUUUGCAUUGCCAAACGAUCCAAUUGAUGUUGUCAACCCACUUAUAGAUAACCUCAUUUCUCUCCUUUGUGCAAUUCUUCUUACAAGUGGCGAGGAUGGGAGGAGCAGAGCAGAGCAAUUAUUGCAUAUCCUGAGACAAGUUGAUAGAUAUGUUGCCUCUUCAGUUGAUUAUCAGAGGAAAAGAGGCUGUCUUGCUGUUUAUGAAAUGCUCGCGAGGUUUCGCAUGCUGUGUGUUAGUGGACAUUGUUCUCUGGGCUGUCAGGGAAGUUGUACACAUACCAAGCAAAUAGACCGAAGCAUACUUGGGAACAUUUCUAACUUACCAUCGGCAUAUGUAUUGCCUACUCGUGAAGCAUUGUCUUUGGGGGAUAGGGUUAUUGUAUAUCUAGCACGUUGUGCAGACACCAAUUCUGAAGUUAGGAAGCUUUCUGCUCAGAUACUCGAUCAAAUCUUCAGUACCUCUCUAUCUCUACCCCGGCCUGCAAACGCAAGUUCAGUUGUGGAUCUCGAAUCAUCUUAUAGUGCUCUGUCCUCCCUUGAGGACGUCAUAGAAAUACUAAGAAGUGAUGCUUCCAUAGAUCCAUCUGAGGUUUUUAACAGAAUAGUUUCCUCUGUCUGUGUUCUACUGACAAAGGAUGAGCUUGUGGCGACCCUCCAUGGCUGUACAGCAGCUAUCUGCGAUAAGGUAAAGCAAUCAGCUGAAGGGGCGAUCCAAGCAGUGAAUGACUUUGUCACAAAGCGUGGAGCUGAGCUGAAUGAAACUGAUGUAUCAAGGACAACCCAAUCUAUGCUGUCUGCUACAGCGCAUGUAACUGAGAAGCAUCUACGUCUGGAAACUGUUGGUGCUAUCUCUACUCUGGCUGAAAGUACUAGCUCAAAGGUUGUCUUCAAUGAAGUUUUAGCUGCUGCUGGCAGGGACAUGGCCACUAAGGACAUAACUAGACUACGUGGUGGCUGGCCUAUGCAGGAUGCAUUCUAUGCAUUUUCACAGCAUGCAGUGCUAUCACAAUUGUUCCUUGAGCAUGUCAUUUCUAUUCUCAACCAAACUCCUAUGGUUAAGGUUGAGCCGGAGAAAGGAGAGAAUUCUAGCAAUUCUGUUGACAAUAAAAUGGACAAUGAGUUUGUGCGACCUGCUGUUUUCGCUCUAACAGCCUUUUUCAGAGGCGGGGGUAAAGUGGGCAAAAAAGCUGUCGAACAGAGCUACUCAUAUGUUCUGGCCGAACUUAUCAUACAAUUCGGAAGUUGUCAUAGACUAGCUAGCACUGGUCAGCUUGAGCCACUACAGGCUCUUUUGGCCGCAUUUCAGGCAUUUUGUGAAUGUGUUGGAGACCUUGAAAUGGGAAAGAUACUCGCUCGGGAUGGUGAGAACAAUGAAAAUGAGAGGUGGAUCAGCGUUAUUGGAGAAUUAGCAGGAAGCAUAUCCAUUAAAAGACCAAAAGAGAUACAAAGUAUAUGUCUAAUUUUGAGCAACUCCUUAAAUCGGAGCCAUAGAUUUCAAAGAGAAUCUGCAGCUGCAGCGUUAUCGGAGUUUAUUUGUUACAGUGGUGGGCUUAAUUCCCUUCUGGAGCAGAUGGUCGAAGCAUUGUGUAGGCAUGUAUCAGAUGAGUCCCCAACCGUUAGACGGCUAUGUUUGAGAGGGCUAGUGCAGAUUCCUUCUCUUCAUAUACUUCAAUACACAGCACAGGUUUUAAGUGUCAUUCUAGCACUGCUAGAUGACAUGGACGAAUCUGUACAAUUGACUGCAGUUUCGUGUUUAUUGAUGAUUCUUGAGUCGGCCCCUAGUGAUGCAGUAGAACCCAUAUUACUCAAUCUUUCUGUACGCCUACGUAAUCUUCAAAUAUCCAUGAACGUGAAGAUGCGAACUGAUGCUUUUGCUGCUUUCGGUGCCCUAAGCAGCUAUGGAGUCGGAGCGCAACGGGAAGCAUUUCUUGAGCAGGUACAUGCUGCCCUUCCACGCUUGGUCCUGCAUUUGCAUGACGACAAUCAAACCGUGAGACAGGCUUGUAGGAAUACACUGAAGAGGAUUGCCCCUUUCUUCGAAACGCAUGAAUUCUCUGUCCUAUUCAGUAUGCAGGCUUUCAAUUCUGACCAUCGAGGUGACUAUGAGGACUUCAUCAGGAACCUUGCGAAGCAGCUUUCGGAGCAUCUCUCAUCCCGUGUUAGUACUUACAUGGCUUCAAUUAUACAGGCCUUUGACGCACCUUGGCCAAUAAUUCAGGCAAAUGCGAUGUAUCUGGCUUGCAGCAUCCUCUCACUUUCAGAUGAUCAACACAUUUUAGCAAUAUAUUAUACUCAGGUGUUCGGGAUGUUGGUGGGCAAAAUGAGUCGAUCAGCUGAUGCAGUUGUCAGAGCCACCUGCUCCUCAGCCCUUGGCUUGCUACUGAAAUCUUCGAAUUCUGUGUCAUGGAGAGAAGCUAGACUCGACCGUGUCGAUUCAAUCCGUAGGGACCAAGGCUCAGACUCUUCUCGAAGAUAGCAAAUCACUAAGGUGGACAUUGCAGUAUACGACGUGUACGCUUAUGAGCUCCUACUCCAACAAUUCAGAAGCAGAUCGAAUUGACUCAUUCCAUAUUGAUUUGGUGUGAUGUUUCGCUGCUGGAGCAAAAGUCGGACCCUACUCAGCAUCUCUUAAAUGGAUGUGCGAAGAAGAGUUUAUUGUAGAUGUAACUUGCUCGGGCAUUUUGUAAAUUUGUGUGAAGCUUGUUCUAAAAUCUGCUGUUUUUUGUAGGUGGUUGUAACAAUCCCUAGUCAUUUGGAUGUUUUUGGGUGGUGUUUGUAGCAGCAGUAUGUGUUCAAUAUUAUUGCAAAUUCUUCAGCUUCGUGCAUUGAUAGUGAUUCCUACCAACUCAGUUUGGAGAAAA
This is a messenger RNA of Punica granatum (pomegranate), 5783 nucleotides long. The record is from RefSeq and is a predicted model, not a curated record. Lineage: Eukaryota; Viridiplantae; Streptophyta; Magnoliopsida; Myrtales; Lythraceae.